Messenger RNA from Asparagus officinalis (garden asparagus), 1980 nucleotides. RefSeq names its product aspartic proteinase-like. Gene Ontology annotation, molecular function: aspartic-type endopeptidase activity. The transcript has 13 exons. NCBI's taxonomy places the organism in Eukaryota, Viridiplantae, Streptophyta, Magnoliopsida, Asparagales, Asparagaceae. The coding region runs from base 169 to 1692 and encodes 507 amino acids. Gene Ontology annotation, biological process: proteolysis; lipid metabolic process. The record is from RefSeq and is a predicted model, not a curated record.
GCUCGUUUUAAUUGCCCUUCUAAUUUCUCAACUACCGACGAUGAGGCUGAAAACACCUAGCUAGCUGGUUCUAUCUUCCUCUGGUGGGUAUAAGCGUCUUUCUGACUCUCGGCUGUCCUUCUUCAGUGCGCAGACCAAAGCUUUAACGAAGAUUCUGUUGUGAAAAAAAUGGGGCAACAAUAUCUGUUACUGUCUAUUUGUUUGUGGGCUCUAUCUAGCUCAUUGAUCCUUGAUGCUUCAUCUGAUGGCCUACUGAGAGUUGGGAUCAAGAAGAAACCGUUGGAUAUUGAUAGACUGAAUGCAGCAAGGAUUGCAAGGAAAGAGAAUAUCCAUCUUCGGAGCUGUGCUUUUAAUAGGAAUUUAGGCGAUUCUGAAGUGGAUAUAAUAUCUUUAAAGAACUAUAUGGAUGCUCAAUACUUUGGAGAGAUUGGUAUUGGCACACCUCCACAAACUUUUGUUGUCAUAUUCGAUACUGGAAGUUCCAAUAUUUGGGUGCCAUCAUCAAAGUGUUACUUCUCUCUUGCUUGUUAUUUCCAUUCCAAGUACAGAGCAACUAAAUCAAGCAGUCACACGGAGAAAGGGGACAAAUGCAAAAUUUCUUAUGGUUCCGGAACGAUUUCGGGUUUCUUUAGUGAAGAUCAUGUUCAAGUUGGAGACCUUAUCGUUAAAGAUGAAAUUUUCAUUGAAGCAACACGAGAGGGGAGUCUUACGUUCUUGUUGGCAAAGUUUGAUGGCAUUGUUGGUCUUGGAUUUCCUGAAAUUUCAGUUGGAGAUGUCCCUCCUAUUUGGUCUAGCAUGCUAGAACAAAAAUUAAUAAACGAGAAGGUCUUUUCUUUCUGGCUCAAUAGAAAUGCAGAUGAGACAGAUGGAGGUGAACUUGUUUUUGGGGGUGUUGAUCCAAAACAUUAUGUAGGAAACCAUACCUAUGUUCCAAUUAGUCGGAAGGGAUACUGGCAGUUUGACAUGGGAGAUUUUCUAGUUGGCGGCAAGUCGACAGGCUAUUGUGCUGCAGGUUGUGCAGCUAUUGUAGAUUCUGGGACUUCCUUGCUUGCUGCCCCAACUGGUGUGGUGGCCCAAGUGAAUCAUGCAAUUGGUGCCGAAGGAGUUGUGAGCAUGGAAUGCAAGGAAGUUAUAUCACAAUAUGGGGAGAUGAUACUAGAACUUCUCCUGCAACAGAUCCGACCUGGCAAGAUCUGCAGUCAAAUUGGUUUAUGCAUAUUUGAUGGUGAGCAGUAUACCAGUGCUGGCAUCGAGACUGUGGUUGAGAAGCAAAAUAAGAAAAGGACAUCCCUCAAUGACGAUCUCUUCUGCACUGCUUGUGAGAUGGCUGUGAUCUGGAUUGAAAAUCAGCUUAGAGCAAAUGAAACUAGAGAACAAAUACUGACGUAUGCCAAUGAGCUAUGUGAACGCUUGCCAAGCCCUGCUGGAGAAUCAGCUGUAGACUGCAACAAGCUUGCAAUGAUGCCAGAUAUUUCUUUCACGAUUGGAGAUAAAACUUUUAGCCUCACCCCUGAAGAGUAUGUUCUGAAGGUAGAACAAGAAGGCACGUCUAUCUGUUUAAGUGGUUUUAUGGCAUUUGAUUUGCCUCCACCACGAGGCCCACUUUGGAUCCUUGGAGAUGUCUUCAUGGGUGUGUACCACACUGUUUUCGACUUUGGUGGUAACCAGAUAGGAUUCGCAAAGUCUGCUUGAGAUGAGACCUUUUUAAUCCCGCUCUUUUUCGUAAAAGCGGGUGUAGCGUUCAUCUUGGCAUUUCAGUACUGUAGAUAAUGUGCCCAGGUAAUUUCGUGGAUAUAUGAAACAUCUAUGCGGUUGAGGAAUGUAUGCUAGUCCUGUGUCUAUAUUAAGGGUGUGAUGUGCUUGUUAUUUGGGACCAAGACAUAAAAUAUCGAGUGGUUGUAAUGUUAUUGUUCACAUGUUGUAAUUGCUAUCAGGUGUCACUUGCUUUCAGUAAUUAAUGGUUGAUAUGUUUUAUGAUCA